Molecule: messenger RNA, 3383 nt
Organism: Condylura cristata (star-nosed mole)
Lineage: Eukaryota; Metazoa; Chordata; Mammalia; Eulipotyphla; Talpidae
Gene: ZNF384
Product: zinc finger protein 384
Exons: 9
Coding region: 734-2380 (548 amino acids)
Biological process (GO): regulation of transcription by RNA polymerase II
Cellular component (GO): nucleus
Molecular function (GO): DNA-binding transcription factor activity, RNA polymerase II-specific; RNA polymerase II transcription regulatory region sequence-specific DNA binding
Source: RefSeq, a predicted model, not a curated record
CCAGGAGGGGAAGGAGGGACGUCCCAAGGAAGGGUCUUUGAGGAAGGGGUGGGGGACGACCUCAGGAGAAGGCUUCCAGGGGCAGUCUCAGGGGAGCGAAGGUUUUGUGGGGACUACUGGGGUCUCCAAUAGAUAGAACACUGUGCAGGCUGAGGGAGGUACUUCUUGGCGCAAGGCCUUGGGUAGGCAGGAGCGAAGUCCUCGCAGAAGUGGGGGUGUGUGGGGGGGAAGCCAGAGGAAGUGGCUGGGCCUGAACUGGCACUGUGCCUGACACAAGGCUUGUGCAUACCCCCCAGUCCUCAGCUUUGCCUCUGAGCCCAUCCUCAGGGGCCAGGGACACUUGUCUUCCUCCAACUCUUCUGUCCUUUGAACUGUGCUUCCCCGUGACCCUGGGGAACCAAGAAGUAGUGUCUGAGCUCAGGAGUGAAACCCCGACACUGGUGAUAGAGUUCAUCUUAGUUGCUGGGAAUUGGAUUUAUUGCCCUGUGUCCACAUAGGGGUGGCACUGCACUCCAGUUGUUAAUAAUCCCUGCGUCUUUGGAUUGUUGCUUGGGGGUCUGCCUGCCUUCCAGACUAACUGCUGUCAGUCAGACAGUUCCGAGGUUCCUCCCAGUCUUCUGGUGGCUGCACCCGCAGCGGCCCCUGUAACCCAGACAAUUUGUUUACAGAAAGUUCAGGAGCCCUGGAAAGGAGAAGGAAUAAGACGACAGGAGGAAGAGAGAGAGAGGGUAGAAUGGAAGAAUCUCACUUCAAUUCUAACCCGUACUUCUGGCCUUCUAUUCCCACAGUCUCAGGACAGAUUGAGAACACAAUGUUCAUCAACAAGAUGAAGGAUCAGCUGUUGCCAGAGAAGGGCUGUGGGCUGGCUCCACCCCACUACCCUACCUUGUUGACAGUGCCUGCCUCAGUGUCUCUGCCCUCGGGCAUCAGCAUGGACACAGAGUCCAAGUCAGACCAGCUGACCCCACACAGCCAGGCGUCCGUUACUCAGAAUAUCACGGUGGUCCCAGUGCCGUCUACAGGACUGAUGACUGCUGGUCCGGGUUUGGUAAUCACGUCCCCCUCAGGCUCCCUUGUGACCACAGCCUCAUCAGCUCAGACCUUCCCCAUUUCGGCUCCCAUGAUUGUCUCAGCUCUUCCCCCUGGCUCACAAGCCCUGCAGGUGGUCCCUGACCUCUCUAAGAAGGUAGCAUCAACCCUAACGGAGGAAGGAGGUGGAGGUGGUGGUGGAGGUGGCAGUGUGGCGCCUAAGCCCCCCAGGGGCCGGAAGAAGAAGCGGAUGCUGGAGUCAGGGCUGCCUGAGAUGAAUGACCCAUAUGUCCUCUCCCCUGAGGAGGAUGAUGACCAUCAGAAAGAUGGCAAGACCUACCGGUGCCGGAUGUGCUCCCUGACAUUCUACUCAAAGUCGGAGAUGCAGAUCCACUCCAAGUCACACACCGAGACCAAGCCCCACAAGUGCCCACACUGCUCCAAGACCUUCGCCAACAGCUCCUACCUGGCCCAGCACAUCCGUAUCCACUCAGGGGCCAAGCCCUACAGUUGUAACUUCUGUGAGAAAUCCUUCCGCCAGCUCUCUCACCUCCAGCAGCACACCCGGAUCCACUCCAAGAUGCACACCGAGACCAUCAAGCCCCACAAGUGCCCGCACUGCUCCAAGACCUUCGCCAACACCUCCUACCUGGCCCAGCACCUCCGUAUCCACUCGGGGGCCAAGCCCUACAACUGUUCCUACUGCCAGAAGGCCUUCCGCCAGCUCUCCCACCUCCAGCAGCACACACGAAUCCACACCGGAGAUAGACCGUACAAGUGCGCACACCCUGGCUGCGAGAAAGCCUUCACACAGCUCUCCAAUCUGCAGUCCCACAGACGGCAGCACAACAAAGAUAAACCCUUUAAGUGCCACAACUGUCAUCGGGCGUACACAGACGCAGCCUCGCUGGAGGUACACUUGUCUACGCAUACGGUGAAGCAUGCCAAGGUGUACACCUGCACCAUCUGUAGCCGGGCAUACACGUCGGAAACAUAUCUUAUGAAACAUAUGCGCAAACACAACCCUCCUGAUCUCCAGCAACAAGUGCAGGCAGCGGCAGCAGCAGCGGCAGUGGCCCAGGCUCAAGCUCAAGCCCAGGCCCAGGCCCAGGCCCAGGCCCAGGCCUCUCAGGCAUCACAGCAACAGCAGCAGCAGCCGCCGCCACAGCCACCGCACUUCCAGUCCCCUGGGGCAGCCCCCCAGGGUGGUGGUGGUGGGGACAGCAACCCCAACCCUCCACCCCAGUGUUCCUUUGACCUGACCCCCUACAAGACGGCGGAGCAUCAUAAGGACAUCUGCCUCACUGUCACCACCAGCACCAUCCAGGUGGAGCAUCUGGCCAGCUCAUAGAGACCUAUGCUGCGACCCACUGGCAAGAGGGGAAAGAAGUUCUGGCCCCUUCUCUCUCCAGCUUCACUUGGUGGGAAAAGUCCUCUUCUUCCUUGACAGGCCUUGGCUCCAUCUCCUUGGGCCUCAGGCACAGCCUUCCUUCACAGGACACCAUCCAUCUUUACUCUCAACUCCUCUUCAAAAGGAACAUCAGCCCUCCUGAUUGGCAAAGGUUACUGAGCUGGUAGUGUAAUCCAGCAGCUUCCCUCCCAAGCAGAGCUUUUAAAAAUAGGGGGUUGGUGCUCAAGGGAGGGAGUUGCUGUGACCUCAUAGAAUUUUUUCCAGUGUGGGCACUUACCCUCUCCUACCCUCAUAAUCCUCAGAGUUCAGGCUGAUAGAUUAGAGGCUGGCCCUCCCAGAUAUCACAGCGAAGGGAGCCCAUAUGCAACCAGCCUUCUGUUGUGUUCUUGCCUGUGAAAGAACAGAGAGGUAUCUCACGUGCCCCAGGCCCUGGGGGCCAUGUUCUUCCCCUCCGUGGUCUCACUUCAUUUCCUACCUAAUGCUGGAAGGAGGAGAUCUGGGUGGGUGUCAGUCCCCCUUUAUUUGUAAGGGGGCAAGGGCUGAGAUGUGGUCCCCAAGGGGCCGGAGAACCCCAAGAUGGUCAAGGGUGGCUUAGAAGUGUGGGUUAUGGUUUUCCUGGAGCCUCUCCCCUUCUCUGCCAACCAAGGCCCUAUCUUCUCAGUCUCCCCAUCCUAAAACCUAAGGAGCUGUGGGAGCUUUGUGUUCUCUAUGAAACCCCAAAUCAAGGGGUAUUGCAGAGAAGGGAGAGUCCAGGGCAAACGCAAAGACUGAACUAGCUCCCUAGGUGCCACGGCCAGUUGCCGGACAUGGAUUUAUAUAUAAAUAUAUAUAUAUAUAAAUAUAUAUAUACCCACUCAUCACGGCCAUCUUUGUUGUAACCAUUUCUGUGUUUAUAAAUGCAUUAUCUCUGAGAAUUUUCAUAUUUGACGUUUUGUUUAUUUUU